CAACUUGGAUAAUAGUGAUCGCAUACUAGAAGACUGGGUAAAAAAACAUGGAGAUGAGUAUGGUGCUGUUUAUGUUACUAUGGACUCCAAUCGUACUGGAUAUGAGUAUCCAGAUGAGACAGAAAUUGGACAGUGGACUGAAAAUCAUAUGGAACAUGUUAUAGAACUCAGAGAGAAAGCUCUUGUCUUUGCCAGGGAAUCAGGGGCAGAUUAUUUACUUAUGAUAGAUUCCGACGUCUACCUAACGAAUCCGGAGUCAUUGACAACGCUUGUAGCAAAGAAUUUGGAAAUCUGUGCGCCUAUGCUCCAAACAGAUGGCUAUUAUUCCAAUUUCUGGUGUGGGAUGACAGAAGAUUACUAUUACAAACGAACGGAAGAUUACUCACAAAUAUUAUUUAGGGAAAUCACUGGUUGUUUCUCUGUGCCUAUGAUACAUACUUGUGUGCUCAUAAACUUAACUUUAAAAACAUCUGAUUUGCUUACUUAUGAUCCUAAGAAAGCUGAAAGCUAUGAUGGUCCCACAGAUGAUAUAAUUACAUUUGCUGUAAAUGCACAAAAUAUUGGUAUGAAGCGCUAUAUAUGCAAUGAUAUUCAAUAUGGAUUUACACAAACGCCUCCCACCAAACAUGACAAAGAAGUCAAUUUUAUAGAAGUCGAAAAAAAAAAUUUAUUAAACCUGAAGAUGGAAUUGGUAACUAGCGGCACCCCAUUACCAUUAGAUGACGAUUUGGAGAUAUAUGUCCAAUACCCGUCGCCUGGCAGCUAUAGACUUGAUGAAACUUAUGUUUUGAAUUUGGAAAGAAGACCAGAGAGACGAAGACUGAUGGAAUUGAGCUUAAAGGAAUUAGGGUUGAAGUAUAAGAUGUUUAAGGCCAUCGAUUACAAGGAAUUGACCCCACAAAUUAUACACGAUUUACACAUCCAUGUAAUGCCUAAGUAUGAAGAUCCCUACCACAAAAGACCGAUGAAACUUGGCGAGAUUGGAUGUUUCCUGAGUCACUACUACAUAUGGAGAAGAGUGGUGCUAAACGGAUACCGUAGAGUUUUGGUUCUUGAAGACGACAUCAACUUUGUGCCCAAUUUUAAAGAGGAAUUUUCUGAAUUCAUGGAUAAUCUCGAACGUAUUUUUGCCUGGGACUUUGUAUAUAUCGGGCGGAAGGUUCUCUAUGACGAAGAACUGUCUGAGAGUAGAAAUAUUGUGCGGCCUCGCUAUUCAUACUGGACUUUGGGCUAUAUCAUAAGUUCACUCGGAGCUCAAAAGUUGAUCAACGCACAGCCACUGAAGAAAUUGCUUCCUGUUGAUGAAUUUAUUCCCAUUAUGUUUGAUGAACACCCAAACGCAACGUGGAAGUCGCAUUUUAAGUAUCGCAACCUCAUAGCUUAUUCGGCGUCGCCGCUACUCGUUUACCCGACUCACUUCACUGGCCAGGAUGGAUAUAUUAGCGACACCGAGGGAUCCAUUAUACACGACGUCCACACGGAGGACUCUGACAACGAUGAGGACGAAAUGUCAAAAUUAGCUUUUCAAGCCAGUUCGAUUACAACAUACGGAGAUGCAGAUCCUCUUAAUAUAAACGAUCGUUUCUAUGAACCCAAGACUACCAACGAGAGUUAUAUGUCCUGGAACCACAACUUGUAUAAGACUGAGCUUUAAAGAAUUUUCACUGUGGUUCUUCUGUUCAAUUCGAAUCGCGUCUUUUUUAUUUUUGUUAUCUGUAAGUGUGGAAGGUUUAUAUCUAGCCUUCGGUAUGUCUCAUUGUAGUCGUCACUAAAUAAGAGGCCAAAUUUGACAGCUAAAGAAGGCGAGAGUACGUAACUUUGAAUG
This is a messenger RNA of Hyposmocoma kahamanoa, 1825 nucleotides long. RefSeq names its product glycosyltransferase 25 family member (gene Cap-d3). Bases 80 to 1654 code for a protein of 524 amino acids. The record is from RefSeq and is a predicted model, not a curated record. Lineage: Eukaryota; Metazoa; Arthropoda; Insecta; Lepidoptera; Cosmopterigidae. The transcript is spliced from 9 exons. Gene Ontology annotation, molecular function: procollagen galactosyltransferase activity.